Messenger RNA from Erigeron canadensis, 936 nucleotides. RefSeq names its product loganic acid O-methyltransferase-like. Bases 1 to 936 code for a protein of 311 amino acids. Lineage: Eukaryota; Viridiplantae; Streptophyta; Magnoliopsida; Asterales; Asteraceae. The record is from RefSeq and is a predicted model, not a curated record. Gene Ontology annotation, molecular function: S-adenosylmethionine-dependent methyltransferase activity. The transcript is spliced from 2 exons. Gene Ontology annotation, biological process: methylation.
AUGGAUAAGCUAGACGUAAAUCGGUUUCUUGCUACUUCAAACUCACUCAACAUUGCAGACUUGGGAAAUUCAGUUGGAUUCAUGGUAGUUAAAAACAUUGUGGAGUCAAUGAAAAGAAAAAUACCCCAAAACAAACAAGACAAGGUUCAGUUUCAAGUAUUCUUCAAUGACCACGUACGUAAUUGUUUUGAUACACUCUUCAAGUCACUACCACCAAACCGGGAAUAUUUUGCAGCCGGGGUACCUGGUUCUAUCCACGGCCGGUUGUUUCCAAAGGGCACACUUCAUUUUGUGAACUCGUCUUAUGCUCUUCAUUGGCUAUCAAGCAUUCCUAACGAGUUGAUUGAUAAGAAAUCACCAGCGUUUAAUAAAGGGAAGAUCUUUUACACGGAUUCAUGUAAUGAAGUAGUUCAAGUUUAUGCAAAGCAAUUUGCUAGAGAUAUGGAAGUGUUCUUGAAUGCUAGGGCUGAAGAGCUCGUGCCGGGUGGUCUCAUGACACUUUUACUUCCUUGUUUUGAGGUCAAGAAGUAUCCUCUUGUUCAAGUCGUUGAUCUUUUAGGCGAUUGCCUCAUGGUCAUGGCAGAGAAGGGAUUGCUGAGCGAAGAGAAACUUGACUCCUUCAACUUUCCAAGAUACAAUGCGACUCCAAAGGAGAUAGAGGAUGUCAUCCGUAAAAAUGAUCGCUUUACAGUAGAAAAGUUUCAGAGCUUGGGUCCUCCUUCAUCUUUUGUGAAUAAGCCUCCAAACAUAUAUAUGUUCAUGUUGUUCCUACAAACAUCUUGGGGAUGGCUUAUUGAAAAACAUUUUGGAAGCGAAGUUGUAGAACAGGUGUUUUGCUUGUUAAGAAAGAGGAUUGUGACAUCGUCAGUUCUUACGCUAGAAAACAUAAAGACAGUUUCCGAAUGCUUUAUACUUCUUCGAAGAAAAGCUACUUAA